Lytechinus variegatus (green sea urchin) is the source of this 2576-nucleotide messenger RNA. RefSeq names its product ADP-ribose pyrophosphatase, mitochondrial-like. Gene Ontology annotation, cellular component: nucleosome. Lineage: Eukaryota; Metazoa; Echinodermata; Echinoidea; Temnopleuroida; Toxopneustidae. Bases 490 to 2037 code for a protein of 515 amino acids. Gene Ontology annotation, biological process: nucleosome assembly. The record is from RefSeq and is a predicted model, not a curated record. Gene Ontology annotation, molecular function: structural constituent of chromatin; ADP-ribose diphosphatase activity; DNA binding. The transcript has 8 exons.
GGACGUUUGCCAGGCCUGAAUGUAUUCCGCAGGAUCAUGUCUGUCAUUCCGACAGCUAGAUAUCUCUCAUACCAGUAUAUGUCAAGGCAACAAUACAUGCUCUCUGGUGGAUCUGGUCUUGAGUUUGGUGUAGUUUGGGGCUAUGCAUUAGCAGUCAAGUAUAUCUGUUCUACAUGUAUGUAUUGUGAAGAGAUUUCCAGUUUAUGCACUCUUGGAUGAAUGUUGUUUUCUAACUCACGAAACAGGAAAAACAUUUCUUUCUGAUGCCUCUGUAUGACACACAACUACAUGUAUACAUAAGUCAAGAUUGGUGAUACAAAUACUCCGAAGUGGUGAGACUUUAUUUCUGACGUGAUAGUCGCAGUUCGGACUUUUGUCAAGUUUGAUAAUAAGCCUACAAAUGUUUUAGAGAGGAUAUUGCUGAUUGCGUACACUGGCAGGAUUUGGAAUUUCUUUCUUCACGUCAAAAGUACUAGGAGGAAAUAUGGGAUGUCGUCUCCAGACUACAUGAAGACUAGGCGCGAUACUCGAGCCAUGGCUAAGAAGAGACAGCAACCAAAGGAAGCGGCUUCUAGGAAGCAGCCUGUCAAGGUCACCAAACCCCUGACCAAGGACAUGGUGGUAGCUGCUAUCACUGCCCUCAAAGACAGCAAUGGUUCCUCCGCUCAAUCAAUAAAGAACUACAUCCAAACAAUAUAUGGUGACGUCAGCAAAUCAUCUUCCCUUGGCCUUAUCCUGAAGGCGGCUUCUCGAGAGGGCAAAAUUGAGCUUGUUGUAGCAAAGGGUGGACUCUUGAACUACAAACUUGCUCAGAAAAGCAAGUCUAAAAAGACCUUGAGAGCCAGAAGAGCUCCGAAGAAGGAACCUAAGGCUACCAGUGGCAAGACGGCUCCUGCUAAGAAACCAGUCAAGGAUGCCAAGAGACCUGACAGGAAAAUUGCCAAGAAGGAUAUCACAAAGGUUUCUAAAGGAUUCACAACCUUGAAGGCAACAGAGUCCAAGAAGGCUUCUACCAAGAAAACAGUGCCAAAGAAGAAAGGUGCAAGAAAGCCGUCGAAAACAGCUACCAGGAAAAGAGAAGCCAAGAAUGCAUCUUCUGACAACGAGAAGAACCUCUUCUCAUCAUUCGUCCUCUGCGGACAUUUCUUCCAUCUUCCCAAGCUGCGACCGGGCGGGUCUUCGUCACCUGCCACCAUGAUGCACACCAAGGCGAGGCAAGCCAUCUAUCCUAACUCAACGGUGGGAAGGUUAGCGGUACCAGAUGAUAAGGUUCCAUGGAAGGUUGAAUGGCCAGAGUACAGCCCUGUUAGGUACACAGCUGCUAACGUCAAAGCCGCUCCUGUCUGGGCGGACCCUGAUAUCAUGCAAAAGGAUGGUCCAUCAUUAAAGUUUAACUCCACCGAUGGAAAGGUGAAUCGCCGUAGCUAUAUAGGAAAUUAUGAGUGUAUCGAAGGAGUACCAAGGAAUCCAUGUGGAAGAACAGGGAUGAUGGAGAGGGGUUUAUUAGGUAAAUGGGGACCAAACCAUGCAGCUGAUCCUAUAGUAACCAGGUGGAAAAGAGAUCCAUCAGGAAAGAAAGUACUGCACCCUACCUCAGGCAAACCCAUACUUCAAUUCAUCUCAAUUAGGAGGAAAGACUCAGGAGAGUGGGCCAUUCCAGGGGGAAUGGUAGAUGCUGGAGAGAAAGUAUCGCAAACCUUGAAAAGAGAGUUUGGUGAAGAAGCCAUGAACUCAUUAGCACUGGAAGAUAAGGAUUGCAAAGCUGUAGAGAAAGCUGUAGCAAAUCUCUUCAAACAUGGUGUCGAGGUAUACCGAGGCUAUGUCGAUGACCCAAGAAACACAGACAAUGCCUGGAUGGAAACAAUGGCUGUCAAUUUCCAUGACGAUCAGGGAAACAGUGUUGCCAAGUUCUCACUUCACGCCGGCGACGAUGCUGCUGCCGUUCAAUGGCACGAUGUGGGAUCGGACAUGAAACUCUACGCUAGUCAUUCCUCGUUCAUUGAAAUGGUUACAAAGAGAAUAGGGGCCCACUGGUAAUAGACUGGUAGAUCAUCUAUGAUUUUUUUAAUGACGUGUAGAAGGUAGUCCAAGUGCUGUAUCAUUAAUGUAAAAUUGUAAUCUGUUUGUUUCAGAAAAUCAUGUUCUUGAGGGUGUUUCACAAAGGGGAGAGUUAGACCUAAAAGAAGAUUAGAUAGAUGCUUGUGCUCACACCAUUGGUCAAAUUAUGCUCGGGGGAUCAUGUGCUCUGUUGGGUAGUCAUUGCCAUUGAUCAUUGAAUACCAUACGCGUAUUGGCACUUAUGCGUGACUAACCCUGGUUUCACAUACAAUCCAUUCAUGAGUGUCUUUCACAAGUGAAACCAUACAAAGCAACCUCUUCAAUGUUGAUGUUGAUUUGAAGAGACAGCAACCCUUCUGCUUGUGUAAGCUCUGACAUAUUGGCCCGAAUUCACAAAGGUGGUUUUGAUAACCCCCGGUUGAAUCCAUGGUUUAUGCAGAUUUUCUUAUAUAAAUUAUGCUUAAUUUACCGCGUAUCGGACGCGUGUAUAGUGUAUAAAAAAAUGCUAAUGCGUACUU